Penicillium malachiteum is the source of this 1722-nucleotide messenger RNA. Its product is annotated as fasciclin domain-containing protein. The transcript has 3 exons. Gene Ontology annotation, biological process: macroautophagy. Gene Ontology annotation, cellular component: fungal-type vacuole membrane. The record is from RefSeq and is a predicted model, not a curated record. The coding region runs from base 1 to 1722 and encodes 573 amino acids. NCBI's taxonomy places the organism in Eukaryota, Fungi, Ascomycota, Eurotiomycetes, Eurotiales, Aspergillaceae.
AUGGCUAUUCGUCGCAUCUUCCUUGCCGCUCGGAAGCAGAGCGGCAGUCCCAGUAUUUCUGAAUCAUUUGAGAAAAUCAACACUUCCAAUAUGAGGUCGAUACUAUUUCUUUCUAUAGCGAUCUCGAUCUGCUCCGCUCUCGUGAUUCCAGAUCAAGAGGCUGUUCUUGAUACCUUUUGGAAGACUUCGCCCGAUACAGAGAGAUCGUCUUACAAAAAGCUACUCGCUAAUGAGCCCGACUCUGAAAAUCGGGUUCAGCUUGACACCGAGUCACUAUGGGGAACUUUCGCAUCUCAAGUUGAGCCGGUGCGAGGCUCAGCUGUUUACCCAGCUUCAGGUUUGCUGGAAUACGAUGGGCUUAGCAAGAGUAUGAAAGUAUUCAGCAAUAAAGAAUACAGCAAAGAUGACCUUAUGACACAUGAUGAAGACUCAUUCCCUGGUCCUGGUCCUGGUCCACGACCUCAUCCAGGUUAUCCAGGUCAAAGACCACCACAUCCAGGUCCUGGAUACCCACACCAUGGACCAUGUGAUAACCCAGCUCUAUGUCCCGGAAACAGGACAAUCUGGGAGCUGAUCAGCCAAAGUCAUAGAACAGCACGCUUAGCAGAGAUGAUCAGGAACGACGAUGAGCUGGUCAAGUUACUCAGCAAUGCGAGUGCGAAUUACACGCUCUUCGCACCAACAAAUCGAGCAUUGGAUCGAUUAAUGACUCACUUCGACCUACCAUCCAUUGCAAGUAUUUUACGGUAUCAUGUUAUACUUGGAAGAGCGUCUUGGGAGGAUCUACGGGCUUAUAGACAUCAGACACUCGCUACUACUUUGAGUGCGUCUACAUUGGGUCAGGGGAAAGGUUCAAGUUUGGAUACGCAGAAGAAGAAGAAGAAAAGAAAGGACGAUGAUGAUGAUAAGGAGAAGGACAAAUAUAGGGAUCAUCUACAGCGACUUCGAGUUGAUGCAAUUCGAGACUCGGUCUUGUUAAACGGAGCGAGUGAGAUCAUUGCCGGGAAUAUUAUCGCAUCAAACGGCAUAAUUCACCACAUCGAUAUACCACUAACUCCACCUCCAAAUACAAGUACUCUUCUCAGGCUCCUUCCAGAACACUUUAGCACAUUUACAUUUGCCCUCUCGAAAUCAAACCUGGAGCCUCAUUUCGACGCUACGAAUCGACACGGUGGAACAACCUUCGCACCAACAAAUAGUGCCUUCCGGGCCCUAGGACCGCGCAUAAAUGGGUUCUUGUUCUCGCCGCAGGGAGAAGAGUGUCUGCGUGCUUUACUUCAGUAUCACAUUGUACCGGAUCAUACUAUCUAUUCUGAUGCAAUUUAUGUGGAUAGAGAGACGGCGGAGGAAUUUAUCAGAGGUAGUGGACAUCAUGGUCGAAAGCCUGGAAGAGGGCAUCGUCGAAAUCCUGAAGGUAGGAAGGGUCGGUAUCCUGUUGUUCAUGUGGAUUCGUCGACAUUGCUAGAGGGUUAUGAUAUCAGUAUGGAUAUUAUGCGACAGGGAUGGAAUACUGAAGUAAGGAUUAAUGGGUUCUGGGAGCCGCGUAUUGUUGAUUUACUAGCUGGGGAUGGGGUUAUACAUGUGGUGGAUCAAAUAUUGAUCCCACCGAAAACAGUGGGUAGCCGGGUAAAAGGCAAAACAACUCAUGAGGAACAGCUGGGAAUGCUUACUGAGGGAUUGGAGAACUGUGGGAGGAUUAGGAAUCCUAGGAUCGAGCUAUAG